AUGUCGCAAUCCCAGCCCUCCUCCCAGCAGUCCUUUUCCAUGAGCCAGCCCUCGGCCUCCCACUCGCAGGGCUACCGCCAGUUGUCCGACUCCCAGUCGAGGAUCGCCCACAAUGAUGCGCCCCAGAUCUACUCGGCCUCCUACUCCGGCGUAGAUGUGUACGAGAUGGAGGUCAACCAGAUCGCCGUCAUGCGCCGCCGCAAUGACAGCUGGCUCAACGCCACCCAGAUCCUCAAGGUCGCCGGUGUCGACAAGGGCAAGCGCACCAAGAUCCUCGAGAAGGAGAUCCAGACGGGCGAGCACGAGAAGGUCCAGGGCGGCUACGGCAAGUACCAGGGCACCUGGAUCAGGUUCGACCGCGCCGUCGAGGUCUGCCGCCAGUACGGCGUCGAGGAGCUCCUCCGCCCCCUCCUGACCUACGACAUGGGCCAGGACGGCGGCGUCGCCGGCCGCGGCGACCUCAACACCCCGACCAAGGAGCAGGCCCUCGCCGCCCAGAGGAAGCGCAUGUACAGCAACACGGCCGCCGACGGCCGCACCAACGGCCUGUCCGGCACCUUCUUCAAGAACAUCUCCAGCACCGCCUCCAACGCCGUCGCCGCCAUCAGCAAGGCUCGCUUCGACUCCCCCGCGCCUCGGAACCGCACCGGCCCGACCCGCCCUCCCAGCUUCAGCCGCCAGUCCUCCAUGCAGAACCCCGACGACUUCCCCGGCAACUCCCAGCAGAGCUUCACCUCGGACUAUGGGAACCAGGUCGACUCGGCCUACUCGACCCAGAACUCCCACAUCUUCGCCGCCGACGAGCCCCCGCGCAAGCGGCCGCGCGUCAUCACCCCCAGCGACAGCUUCGGCUACGCCUCCCAGUCCAUGGAUGUGUAUGCCAGCAACUUCCCCGGCUCGCCCACCGAGCCGAACGAGUCCUUCAUCUACUCGCAGGCCGGCAUCCACGCCCAGACCUCCGAGGACGGCGUGCCCCUGCCCCCCCUGCCCAUGGACAUGUCCCCGGAGGCCGAGCAGAAGCGCCACCACCUGAUGAACCUCUUUGCCGACGAGAACCUCAAGGAUUUCUCCCAGCACGAGCUCUUCCAGUCGCUGACGUCCUUGGACUUUGACUCGCCCAUCGACUCGGCAAACAACACGGCACUUCACUGGGCGGCGACCUUGGCGCGGAUACCGCUCUUGCGAGCCCUGAUCGCCGCCGGUGCGGAUCCGUUCCGCGUGAACACGUCGGGCGAGACGGCACUCAUGAGAGCCUGCCUCGUGACCAACAACUGGGAUCUGAGCUGUUUCCCGGAGCUCCUCGACGCCCUGGGCAGCACCAUCGAGAUCACGGACAACAAGGGGCGCACCGUCCUGCACCACAUUGCCGUCGCCAGCGCCGUCAAGGGCCGCAGCCAGUCCAGCCGUUAUUACCUCGAGAGCCUCCUGGAAUGGGUCGUCCGGCAGGGGAGCGCACCUAGCAGCCAGACGACGAAUGGUGUUCCCGCCGCGCCGCGGAUCAACCUGGGGCGCUUCAUGAGCGAGAUCGUCAACGCCCAGGACAAGGGGGGCGACACGGCCCUCAACAUUGUUGCGCGCAUCAACAACCGAAGCAUCAUCUCGCAGCUCUUGGAAGUGGGUGCAGACCCCGGCAUCCCCAACAACAACGGGCUCCGGCCCGUCGACUUUGGCAUCCGAGGGAACGGAGGCGAGGACGGCGUCAACGGCGACGUGGCCCAGCAGAACGGCGCGCUAGACGCCGAGAAGAGCCGCGAGAGCAGCGAUGAUAUUAUCAAGUCCAUCACGCAGCUUGUGACGGAGACGUCGACGAGUUUCCAGUCAGAGCUGAGCAAGAAGCAGACCGACCUGGACUCCUUGCACGCGUCCCUCCGAACAGCGUCGGCGCAGCUGGGAGAUUCAAAGCGCCAGCUGGAGUCGCUGCAAGCACAGGCCAAGGCGCAGUCCCUCACGCGGCAGAAGAUACACAACCUGGCCCGUGGGCGCGAGGAGGAGCAUGUCCGCCUCCGCCGGAUCGAGGAGAGCCACGGCCCCCUGAGCCCUUCGGCGACUGCCUGGGAGGCCGAGCUCACGGACGCGGCGAGUGACCCCAGCAGUCUGCCGGGCGCGCCGGUCCUGCGUGCGAGGAUACAGGCCCUUCGGCAACGCAGUGAGGUGACACGGAAGGCGGUCGGGUCCAUGAAAGGGAGGAGUAAGGACGUGGAGGUCAAGUACCGCAGAGUGGUUGCUCUCUGCUCCGGCGUCCCCGAGUCGGACGUCGACGCCGUCAUCGACGGGCUGCUGAGAGCGGUCGAGAGCGAGAAAGACGGGUUGGAAAUAGGGCGCGUCCGGAGGUUCCUUGGUGGUGUAGAUGGUGUCGUGCAUUAA
Neoarthrinium moseri is the source of this 2364-nucleotide messenger RNA. RefSeq lists its product as uncharacterized. The transcript is spliced from 3 exons. Gene Ontology annotation, cellular component: MBF transcription complex; SBF transcription complex. Lineage: Eukaryota; Fungi; Ascomycota; Sordariomycetes; Amphisphaeriales; Apiosporaceae. The record is from RefSeq and is a predicted model, not a curated record. The coding region runs from base 1 to 2364 and encodes 787 amino acids. Gene Ontology annotation, molecular function: protein binding; transcription coactivator activity; DNA binding.